Molecule: messenger RNA, 1085 nt
Organism: Entelurus aequoreus (snake pipefish)
Lineage: Eukaryota; Metazoa; Chordata; Actinopteri; Syngnathiformes; Syngnathidae
Product: cysteine dioxygenase type 1-like
Exons: 5
Coding region: 76-648 (190 amino acids)
Biological process (GO): L-cysteine catabolic process
Molecular function (GO): cysteine dioxygenase activity; ferrous iron binding
Source: RefSeq, a predicted model, not a curated record
AGUUGAUAUUGAGAUGCACAUGACAUUCUUUUAAAAGCAAUCUGGUAACUUCUCAACUGCUGCAAGAAGGAAAAGAUGGCAACACAAGGAGUGAAGAAGCCAAAAUCUCUGGACGAAAUUAUCAAAAUAAUCUAUAAAAAAACCACAUCUGAUGAAAUCAUCAUCAAGGAUGAGCUGCAGAACAUCUUGGAGGCUUGCGAAAGCAACCCUGACGAGUGGAAGAGAUAUGCCUAUUUUGACAAAAACAGGUACACAAGGAACUUGGUUGAUGACGGCAAAGGAAAGUUCACUGUGAUGAUCAUCUGUUGGGGAGAAGGAGUCGCCAGUGACAUCCACGACCACCCCAAGUCCGACUGCUUCAUGAAGAUCCUGCAGGGCCACGUCAAGGAGACGCUCUUCGACUGGCCCAAAGGGAAUGGAUGCAAGAUGACUGAGAGGUUUCACACAACCCUGAAGGAAAACCAGGUGUCCUUCAUGGAUGACUCCGUGGGCUUGCACCGUGUGGAAAAUGUCAGCGACACCAAGUGCGCAGUCAGUUUGCACAUUUACAUCCCCCCAAUUGAUCGUUGUGACAUCUUUGACGAGCACACCGGCCAAAUGUCAACAAUCAAAUUGGAUUACGAUAGCAGAUAUGGAGUGAGGACUUAAUCUCACAACAGCAGCAACGGAGAACAACUGAUUUCCAACAGACACUCUGUAGUUCUGUUUUUAAAAGGCUUUAUUUGUAGUAGUUGUUGUCUUUUGACUAUGCAAAUUGUCGCAAUAUCCGGGGCUGUAGGUUAGUUCUAAAAGACAUCUCGCUGAUUAGGAUGGCUUUAUAACUGCUUUAUAACUUCUUAAAUGAUAUAGUCCAUGGACAUGUUCCUUAGAUGGAUGGCGAUCCAAAUUUCCCUUGCAGUGAAGCACUUUUUAUUUGUCUUACUGUUAAUCAAUGUCACUCAAAAUUACCUUAGUAUCUGUUUUAUUUGUGACUAAAUUCACAAAGUGUAGGAGUCUAAUUGAAGAGAGUAGCACGGUAGCACAAAAAAUGAAGGCUUUAUUUCUGUGGUGUAAUGAAGAAAUGAAUAAUGUGAUCCCAAUGAAGA